AUGUGGUGGCUAUUUGGCAACAAUGAAUCCAAAAAGGCCAAGGCUCAUCGAUCCUCUCGUGCCGGGCACUUCUUUUCGACCCACAAUACAGCCUGUGGUGGGUCAUCUCUCGAAUACCAGAUUCAGGAAAUGACCCAAGGUCUCCCCAGAGACCUUAAGAAGAAGAAAACCGGCUCUCAUGGAGGGGAAAGUUCUUCCCUUUGUGACCUCCACUGGUCGUUGAACUAUUACCUGGUUGACGAUAUUCUCCGUCUCGUCAAGCGUGAGGUCACAUCCCAUUUCCGGCAGCUUGAUGCAUACCCAGAUCUGAUCGAGCCAGUAGAGGCCGAUAUUCUUCAUCGUCUUCGCGCUUUGAAGGGCCUAUGGACCAAACCAAACCCCGAUGGCCCCGUAGCUCCAAACGCAUGGCCAUACCAAAUCAACGGGUGCGCAGCUUGUAUCCUAGCCCGUAUCGCCUCAGACAAAGACGCCCUCCGCAACCUACGCGUCGUCAUUCAAAGUCGCACUCGAACACGCAAAAACCACCGUCCGCGAGAAUUGAAUAUCUUCGUCGACCAUUGCAUUGAUAGGUUUGAUCCUGUUGAUGCGGAAGAGUUGCACACUAUUGCUAGCCAGCUUGCUUUUGGGAUGAAGCGCGCGAGGAAGGCUUGUGUUAAGGCUUAUAUGCAUGAUCGAGAAGAUGAUCCUGAAAGGGAGAUGAGGCGAAAGCACCGUCAUCAUUCCAGGAGACAAGGUAGUUCGAUCUCAUACCGAUCGUGUUGA
This is a messenger RNA of Penicillium subrubescens, 762 nucleotides long. RefSeq lists its product as uncharacterized. The transcript has 2 exons. The coding region runs from base 1 to 762 and encodes 253 amino acids. Lineage: Eukaryota; Fungi; Ascomycota; Eurotiomycetes; Eurotiales; Aspergillaceae. The record is from RefSeq and is a predicted model, not a curated record.